This is a messenger RNA of Orbilia oligospora ATCC 24927, 645 nucleotides long. RefSeq lists its product as uncharacterized. Gene Ontology annotation, cellular component: cytoplasm; nucleus. Lineage: Eukaryota; Fungi; Ascomycota; Orbiliomycetes; Orbiliales; Orbiliaceae. Gene Ontology annotation, molecular function: protein binding. The coding region runs from base 1 to 645 and encodes 214 amino acids. The transcript has a single exon. The record is from RefSeq and is a predicted model, not a curated record.
AUGAAAGGGCAAACCGAUGCGGCCAAGGUCUUGUUAGAGUCGGGAAGCGUUGAUGUUAACUCAAAGGAUGCAAUUGGGCGGACGCCGCUCUCGUGGGCCGCGAUAAAUAGGAAAGCCGGCAUCGUUAGGCUGUUACUAGGGUCGGGGAACGUCAAUGUUAACUCAAGGGAUGACCUUGGUCGGACCCCACUUCUAUGGGCUGUCAUUAAUAAAGACAUAGAGGUUGCUAGGUCGUUAUUGGAGUCAGGGAACACCGAUGUUAACCCAAGGGAUGACCUUGGUCGGACCCCACUUCUAUGGGCUGUCAUUAGUAAAGACAUAGAGGUGGCUAGGUCGUUAUUGGAGUCAGGGAACACCGAUGUUAACUCAGGGGAUGACCUUGGCCAGACCCCGCUUUGGUGGGCAGCUGAGGAAGGGUGCGAAGUCAUGCUGGUUCUACUUCUCAAACACGGUGCUAAACGUGAGUUGAGGGAUUGUUGCAGGCACACGCCACUUUGGCGCGCUAUCUCUGGGGGCCAUCAUGUAAUAAUUGGGCUUCUGAUUGAGGAGAGCGUCACCGAGCUUAGCCAACAGGAUGCCAGUGAAAUCACCCUCAUUCUAUCUGCAGCGGAGCAAGGCGAUGCGGAUUUAGUGAAGCGGCUUUAG